CCGAGACGAGGCAAAGCGUCGAAGGGAGUCGAUCAGUCGAGCGCUGGUGAAUGAAGAUGGCGAUCCUGAGGCCUGUGGCCGCCGUUUUGCUUCUCCUCUUGGUGGCGGCUCCGUCACCGCUCCACGGUGCAGAGGAUCCCGAUGGGAAGGCGAGCCCAAAGCGCCUGGUCGAUGACAUCGGGGAUCUCCUCUAUUCACCACUCAAUGCCACGAAACAAGCGGCAGAGUCGCUGCUGGAAACGGCCAGCAACCUGCUGAUUGACCCGGCACUCGCCGUCGGAGAGGGCUUCCUCACGCGGCCCGAGAACGAGUUGAUGGAUCUCUUCCACCCAUUCGAGGCCGUGGAGAGCCUACAGGGAAAACUGCAGGCGCUCACAAGGCUCGGACUCGGUACAAUGCCACAGGCAGCAGGCGGACAGACAGACAGAUGACAGGUGGUGAUUGCUUGGGUGGUGUGCGUGUGGUCAGCUGAGCUGACCGACAGGGUGCCCCGUGCCUUUUGGGACGAUGUCUUCAAUAUGCCCAGUCUGGUGCUGGCCAACAUGUUCGACUACGAGCUCAUCCCCUACGUCAAAGAUAUCCCGACCAUCAUGUGCCUGUGGUUGGCGGCGCCGCACAUCCUCAAGUACGAGCCCCCCGUCCAGAACUCCCACAUCCUGAUGCAGAAUGUGGCCAUCUUCCACGCCGUGGCGGCCUACACCGACGACUGGGAUGUCUUCUUUGGUCCCGACCGCCGCGCCCCCAAGUACAUGCGGACGCACCGCAACCGCCAGGAAGCCGGCGUCCACGCCUGCUACGAAAUCCACAGGAUCCUCACGCCCCAAGCAGGUCAGUUAGUCAUGGAGUGAGCCACCAACACAUCGACCGUGAGAUUGAGUUGCGUGAGUGUUGCGUGAGUGCAGCCGAGAAUUUCGCGCAGGCGAUGGUGCUGAUGGGGUACAAUCCGUUGGACAAGGAGCCAAACGAGAAGACGCCCGCGGGCCUGGGGCAUUUGAUGGCCAAGGAGGUGGUUGAGUGGUUCAAGGACGACGGCUUCAACAAGGACGGCACCAUGAUGCACGAGUAUAACGGGCUGGCCUACGAGGACUGGACGGAAUACAAGCCUGUCAACGGACCGCACAAGCUCACCUACCCCACAUACUGGCAGCCACUCAUCGAGGCACAGGUACGCACGGCAUAGCAGCCAUCCAUCUCUAUCUCGACGGAUCUCUCCCCCUCCCUCUCUGUAUGGCUGCAGGGCGUCGGCGGCUCUGGCGAGCGGUACGGUUACAAUGUGCUGCAGACGCACAUCACCCCGCACGCCGGCAAGGUGCGCCCCUUCUUCUGCUCGCAAGAGCAAGUGGACGCGAAGAAGUCGCCCGCGAUCUACAACUGCACCAAAGAGAUGGAGCCCGAGGACAGGGAAGAGGGCCACCAAGGCAGGGCGGAAGAUGGCGACGGCAGGAGCUGUAUCGAGGUGCUCAAGGAAAGGUCCCUCAAGGUCAUCGAAGAAUCGCUCAAACUCGACGGUCGGUGGGCGGCCAUCAGCCGAGGGCGGGGAAGGGAUGAUGGGUCGGAUGGGUGGCGGAUACAGGGGCACGAAGGCCCUGUGUGUGUGUGUGUAAUCUGUUCUGUGUGGUGGUCUCUCGUUCCUUCAGAGAAGAAGAAGGCCUUCGGAGAGUACUUUGACAACAAGGUGAGCUGAUUGAAUCAAUCACAAGCACAACGACCCACACGGGCAUCAUGCGUGUGUGGUUCUCUUCUACGUCUCUCUCCCUGUCUCACUGCUUCAGUUGUAUUCCCUCGGCCCAGUGCCCCUGCAGCUAAUCAAGGUGAGCGGAGCGCACCAGUACUGACACGCUCCGUGUGGAUGUGGCGUGUGUCGUCUGGAUGAUUUUGUGUCAGCCGCUGGACAUGAACUUUGAGGAGUUCACAGCUCUCGAGUUGGGGUACGCCGGGCUGCUCUACGACGCCACCAUUGUGGCUUGGAAGGAGAAGGUCUACCACGACGGCGUCAGGCCCCAAUCCUUCAUCCAAGAAUAUUUCGCCGACGAAAAGUACGCACACAGUCACACACACAGACAGAGACAUCGAAUCGACGGACGUGUGUGUUGUGUGUGUGUGGCGUCAGGUUCAAGGCGUAUGUGCCGAAGGUGGGCAUCCGGGAGAUCAUGGGCAAGGACUGGAAGUCCUACUUCAGGACCAUGCCACACACAGGUGAGGCCUAGUGUACUGGCCACUGCACUGGGCCACACAUAAACGAACGAAGGCGACAAUUGACCACCUGGUGCGCCGUGCAUCUGUCCCUCCCUCCCUCCCUGCCUUUGUUUGCCUCGCGUCAGAGUACCCGUCUGGUUCGGCGUGUUUCUGCCGCGCGUCGAUGGAGUACGCCAAGAUAGCCUUUAAGGGCUUCGACAUCGCCGGCAAGCUCAGGGCGUACUUCCCCAAGGGAUCCUCCGUUGUCGAGACCGGCACGACACCCACCAAAGACCUCAUCAUCGAGUAACUAAACACACACACAUUCCUACUAUGCGGCAACCAUGAGACAUCGGAUGGAUGGAUGGAUGGAUGGGUGCGUCUGUACUGUGCAGGUGGGAGUCGUUCGACCAGAUAGCUGACACGUGUUCCAAGAGUCGCGUGUGGACGGGAGUGCAUUUCGAGCAAGCCAUCGACCCGAAGCUGGGGGCCGGCCUGUGUGACGGCAUCGGCGAGCUCGUCUUCAAACGCGUCCAGAAGCACAGCGGCGGCAUUCUCGCCCUAAAGGAAGUGCGCGACAACGGCAAGUGGGACUGAGUGACAUCCCGCCCGCCCCGCAUGACAUCCACCAUCCAUCCCUGUUGUGAUGAUGUGUGUUUGUAUGCGUGCGUGGUUUUUUCUGUGGCUGUAAAGCGGCUUGCUGUGGUUUGAUGGGAUAGGAGGCCCGGCAGGCAGUAGGGGGAGGGAGGGAGGGGAAUCGCAAUUCACGCAUGCAUUCAUGUAUGCGUCGGCACCACUAGAGCUAUACUUACUAUUAUUUUUUCCGGUGCGCGAUGCAUUGCGCCGGGGGCUGGGGAGGCGGGAUGAGUGCCUGGAUGGAUGGAUGCCUACCUGCCUGUCCUGCUGUCUGCAAGUCAGUCUUGCUGUCUGCAUGUGUGUAGGUCCGGCCGACGGGCGACCACAGAAAAUCUGUGUGGUUGCUUGUCUUGGUGCCAUAAGAGACAUACAUAUGCACACACACACACGUUCAUACUUAUACACGUACAUUCAUUCACGCAGCACUUGAUGCGAUGCGUCCCACAGACAGACAGACAGACAGAGACAGAUGUCUGCAUCCAUUCAUUCAUUUUGCUCGUAUUGUAAGCUGUAAGUGCAUUUAUGGAUACCGGGGAGCGGGGGGCCGUGGCUGACUGGCUGACUGGCUGGCCGGCUGGCAACUGUACUGGCUCGAGAAAUGGACUGGAUGGACGGAUGGAUGGAUGGAUGGAGCGGUGGAUGGAUGGAUUGAUGGAGCAGUGGACGGACGAAUUCGUGUGCUUCGUGAGUGUGUGUUUGCGUGUGUGUGCCCCUAGUGCCUUUUGCGGUUGAUUGAUGAACGAUGAUGGCGGUUGCCUCAGGGCACACAUGUUAUGUCUGCUGUGUGUGGUAAUGCUGUUGUCCAUGGCCUAUGUUAUGUGCUGGUCUGUGACUUCUUUCUUGUUGGUUGGCCGAAGGAAACACACACCAAGUCAAAUGAAAUGCAUCCAUCCAUUCAA
Messenger RNA from Vitrella brassicaformis, 3710 nucleotides. The record is from the annotation of a GenBank genome assembly. Lineage: Eukaryota; Vitrellaceae.